CAAAGAACAGCUCAGCGCUUUUAUCACCAAACGAGGACGAAAUGACGACUCGAUGGUGCAUGUUGAUUGUCUUAAAAGCACGAACGAUCCCGUCAGUCGACUGAAAUCUGACUGUUUCUGAAAGCAAAGGGCUCUGACCAGCAGAUAUUAUCUGUAAUCAUCAGUAAUGAGUUUUCACCUUCAUGUCGUUUUUAAGAGGCGGCACCGCAUUUUUCAAAUGGUCGUAAAACUCUGUGACUCCACGGCUCAAAAACAAAAUCUAACCAUUGUCAACAGCUGAAAACAAACAUUUGCAGGUGAAUGGCUUCUUUCUUGGUCAAAAAGCGACAAAGAACCAUUUCUGCGGCGUACCCCGCCAUCAACUCAUCAGAUAAGAGCGCUGCUCUGCGGCUCCUUCAGCAGAGCCGGUGACCUUCAGGUUCCAAACAAAAACCUGUUUCCUGAAGGUUUCUUCUGUUCACAGUGAGAUUGCAGGAAAAAAAAGAAAGGAGGAGGUUUGGUGCAUCUUUUUCCAGGACGCAGAAUGGGAUGAAACUGUAUGUACAGUUGCCAAGGAGACGGCAGGCAGAGGGGUAGUUAAAGGCUGUUAACCCACACACCCUGUGUUUUCAUUCACUCUGCUUCUGUCUCUCUGCUCCGUCCUCAGGAAUCACUUCAGGAGACACAACACAGGUAAGACUCCAGUUUUCAUACAACACUCAGGAUUCAUGUCUCCUCUUGUUGCAGCUGUGUGACUCUGUCAAGAGGUGAAGGUUGAAUCAAUGAGAAGAAAUAACUUGAGUCUGUUUGAGCUUUUAGUUUUUGCUCUGCGGUCAUGUUUCUUGCAGCUCAGAGGAAGCGGAGCCGAGGGACUCUGCAGCUUUAAAUGGACAUAAUUGAGUGUCAAUGAUCAUCACAUCAGCUGCAGAGUAACUAAUGCAGGCAAUCAUCGAGCUUGCACGUGCUCAACCCCCCCUCCUCCAAAACAGAAAUCAAAAAAGUGAGAGAGAAAGGUUUUCCCAUCAGCAGCCUCAGCUGUGCGUCCGUCACGCUCACUUCCAUUCUCAUUUCUCCUCUGGUUGCAGCUCGCUGGAGCCUGCGCUCAGGAAUUAUCUGCUGUCAGGAACCUGCCCGGGACGCCGCCGUGCCAACAGGGACCGAGGUGGGGGGGGGUUGCUGAGCCAUGCUGUCCGCCGCCAUUCAGAUUCUGGCGUUCGCCCUUGCGCUCCUGGGCGUCCUCGGCGCCACCGUAGCCACCCUGCUACCCAACUGGAAGGUGAGCACCAACGUGUGGUCCAGCAUCAUGACCCCCAUCUCUCAGAUGCAGGGUCUGUGGAUGGACUGUGUGUGGUACAGCUCCGGCGUCUUCAGCUGCACCAUGAAGAACUCGAUGCUGUCACUGCCGGCAUAUCUGCAGACCACACGAGCCGCCAUGGUCCUGUCCUGCAUGGUGGCGACGUUUGGACUCUGCCUCGCCUCCCUGGGGCUCAAAUGUACCCGCUGGGGGGGCAGCCACCGAGCAAAGGAUACGGCCAUUGCUGCAGGAGGCUGCUUCAUCCUGGCCAGUUUUCUCUGCCUGGUCCCGGCGUCCUGGUUCACCAACGAAGUCAUCACCGCCUUCCUGACAACGGACCUGCCAGAGAGCAGUAAAUAUCAGCCUGGAGGAGCUCUGUGUGUGACGUUUAUCUCCGCUGGAUUCCUUCUGGCUGGAGGGGUCAUUUUUUGUUUGUCGUGUCCCGGAAAGAGAACGAGACGACCGGACUACGCUUCCUCCGCCAACCCUGACAGACCGGUGCUGUACCGAGAUGAACAGCAGAGGCGGGAGCUGCAGACCGAGCGUGACCAGCCAAAAAAAAGACAAAACAAAACUGUCCAGCUGCAGAUGGACGAGGUGAAGCAGGAGAAGGCUCUGAAGGAGAAACCUGAACAGGAUCAGGAGCAGAGACUCUACUCGUCUCCGUCCAAACUCCCUCCAAAAGACAUCAAGGACAGCUACAGCCUCCAGGAGUAUGUUUAAUCCUCAGGGCAGAGCCAUGAAAUGUGGAGUUUGUAGCUGAGACUUUCCGGCUCAUGGGCUGGGGGAGGUGUGUUUGAGGGGGAAUAAUUACCAGAUGUAGGAAAUGACAGAUUGUGGAUUCAGCCGAAUGUCUCAGAAAUGAGACGGAAAGCAAAGAACAUGAAGAGGAGAAAAAUAAACCGCACAGGAACCAAACACUGUAAAUCCUUUAAAAGCUGCCGCAGCUUUCUCAUACCAAAGGUCUGAAGGCAAAAAAAAAAGAGCUGAACCUGCUGAUCAUAAAAAAAGAAAGAAAGCACAUCCAAGCUCUGACUGAUAUUGAAAAACCAUCAUUUUCCAUCUGUAGAGGCUGUCUGCCUUCUCAGAUUAACUCCUGCUCAUGCAGAGCCGGCCCAAAGCUUUCUGAGGCUCGAAGCUGCCAACCCCCCCUCCACCACCUAACAGACACAAUGGAAAGAAAUUAUAACUAUAUGAGACAAUUAUAAGUUGUCAAAUGAAAUUAAUAGAUAAAAACAUAGUAAAUUUUAUAUAAACUGCACAAAAACCAGAGGAUGAUACAACGUUUAAAGACUCCAAAUCCAGAGAAUAGUUUUGAGGAUGAAGGUUAAAACAAGUCGCUGGAAACAUAACUGUAAAAUAUUCUAGAUAAUUUGUACGUGUAAUACUACUAAUGAUAUGCAGUCAAAAACCAGCUAUUCAGAAAUAUUUAAACCAAGUAAAAACCAGGUGAGACCAAACCAACUGAACUGACUAAGCUCAACGUUAGCUUCACGGUGCAUUCCAGUUUUAAAUUUCUCAGUUCCAAGUCGGAAGUUUGAACCUGAACGCCUCCUGAGGUCAGAGCAACCCCGACAUAAGAAUUCAAGAUGGCUGCUAUUGACAUCAAUAAUAGUGAACACUCUGCUAAUGUUACUGUUUAUAAUGUAGAGCGUUUUUAUCAACUGCUGUUGCCAACAAAUGGCUAGCCUAAGUUACGUUUGAAACGGUUCACAUUCAUGGUUUAAUAUUUCUUUUUUCUCAAUCAGUUAAAUUUGAACUGCGUCUUAAAAACGUUCUAAAGUGUUUACAUUAAAACUUUACGUUAACAACUGAGAUGAGACCAGCUAUAAAGGCUCUGUGAGCGUCCAUGUUUUUCCAACUUCUCAACUAGAACGCCGUCACUCCCAGUUCUGAGUUCGCACCAUAAGAAACAUCUAAUCUGACUCUUUACAAAAUGCUGUUUACUAAUGAUGAAGACUUUAGUUGGUGCUUUACGAAAAAUCUAAAAAUAUGAAAUUCAAGACAUUAUGCCAGUAACAUCAGGCUAAAUGACUACAUAGCAUCAGCUGCCUUAGCAUAAUCAAAUGACUUUACACACAAACUUAACAAUGGAUUUACAAACCUGAUGUUGUUUCAGUUUGUUUGUUAUAUUAUAAAGGUUUAAAUAAAUCGUGCACAGGACAUCAGAAUAAGAAGCUAAGAGUGCUGGUCUAAUUUCUUGUUCUUCACCAACAGACGAUGGUUGAAAAAACCACAUUUCAAAACCUUUUCUGCAGAGGUCACUUUUAUGGAAAGUGCACAAAGUAUAUAAACGUAAGCUAUUGUACCUUAAUCUGAUUUUGUUUUUGCUCAAGAUGAUCUAAAAAUGUUCUGUAGGACUUCUGUUACAAAUGCAUCUUAAAUCAUGACAAAAACCGAAUAGUGAGACUGAACUAGAGUUCAGAUCUUCCUCCGGUGUUGGGGUCUGUUGUGUCUGCUUUGGGCCGGUUCUGAAAUCAACAGUGAUUUUUGGAAAACGUUUCCAACCAUCUGUGCAUGUUGUCAGUGCUUUACAGCUUCAUUUAGUGACAGCUGCUGUUGUAGAGAUUGUGCCUGAAGCAAUAAAAAACAUUGUUGAGCGAAAUGAGUCCAGAUCCAAAGCAUCAAAACGUCUGCGUCCGCUCCAUCUUUUCCCAGAGGUCCACAGAGAGGCGGGAGGUGCAGAGCAGCAUGGAGAGAGGUAAUGAUGCUCUUUGCUUUCCCAUUAUCCUCUCACCAUGGUUGGAUGCACACUGCACACCCUCACCCGCCCCCCACCCUACUUCAGCUGUAUGAGGAUGUGGAGUCAUUUUCAGGAUGUAACUUAAAGCCUGAUGGAGAGUGGAGAGUCCACAGUGUUGUGUACAUGUGGUGGGCGAAGUGUCCUUUAACCUGAGGUGAGCUGUCAGUCUCACCUGCCAGAGCUCAUUGGGAAUAAAAAGAAACCACUGAGCUGAACGCCCACACCGGCCACUCAGGAAACGUCGAUUUGCCAGCGCUGCAGUGACAUUUCACUGUCAAACAUGACAGUGACGCAUUAAUGUAGAAAACACGACACAUUCAAGCACAAGCAACUGAAAAAAACCUGAGCAGCCAGAAAAUAAAAAUCAAAGCAUGAAGACAAAAAAGGCAUCACCAGGAAAAUGCAGGUGCUUCUGUAGCUCAGUGUUGCUGCUUAUAAACUCAAACCUCUUAAACCUAAUUUAAAACACAGAUUUUUGUUUUGAUGAUGUUCAUCUGGACAAUUCCAAUGAUGAGCUACAGUUUAAAACAUUUUCUGAGAGCAGAGGUCACAGCGUUUCAUCGGCCCAAAGCCUGAGCACUUGAACAGUUAGUUUGACUAAUAUUUUAUUUACUGCAGGUUGGACUCUGUGACAGUAAAUGUCAUUUUGACUUUUACUCAUUCUCUCUGCACCUACACAGUAUGUGUGGUUGUGCAUGAAAUAAAAUGGCUCUGUACCUUUACCUUGAUGAAUGAAAUUCACAGGAUCCACAUUAAGUAAGCCAUGUGUUUUUCAGAUCAUAAAGUUACUACAUGUAAGAAUGUAUGAAUCGCUUUUCUUUCACCAAUGUUUGAACAGAUUGAUUGUUCCUUGACUUCCUGGGUUGCCUAUAAACAGACUGUGGACUGAUUUUUGUCUAAAGGACGUUUAUGCUCGCAGCUCAUUCCCGAGCGCUGUGCCUCAAAGCUUCUCUUCAGCUCCUCUACAACGCAACUCUGUGCAACAGACUCCAAUACAAACUUCUCGUGAGCACAAAUUAAAACUAAAAGUUUUGUCUAGUGAAGCAGGUCUGACCAAACGUGAAUGUGACCGAUAUCAUGGGAAAGUUAAGAACUGGGCAUUCGGAUUCAUGAACAUAACGGCUAGUUGAUUUUUGUGUUAGAGUGAGAAAACAGAAAACAGACAAUGAGCCUUUUCCCGUUUUCCAUUUUGGAACAAUUAAAUCAGAAAACAAAGAACGACUAGUAUUUUUAAUUUUUGUUUUACGGUAACACCGGGAAAAUGAGAAAUCAGUUACAGGCUUAAAAACUGUCUGUUUCAUCAUGCGUGAAAUAAUUUUUAUUUUCCCCCGGAAGUCACUUAAUGAACGACAGCACAGGAUCCCCAUAAGCUAGCACAGCUUUUUACUGUGCUGCCCAGCUAAGGCAAAUAAAGCUAAUCUUAGCUAGCUCUCUUUACUCUGCUAAUGUGAAAACAGAUGACCUUAGCUUUUGCUUUUCUCUGACAGAAAAGGAUUGACAACUGAAACACAAAGAUGUGGGCUCAUAGCAGGUGUUUCUCGCUCAUCUCGUUUUUCGUUUCGUCAUCUCUGGUCUUUGUUCCCACUCCAGAACUAAAAUCGAUUGGCCGUUAUGUACACAGACCCAUUCGACUCAUAGAGGAAUAUUUGUUUUGUUUAUGGCAUCAAACCCAACCCAGUCACUGUAACAUGCAAUGAACAUGGAUUAGUUCAACAUGACCUAUUGUGCUAGCUAGCAAGCUGUUAACGAAGAAUUAAAUUUCAAAAACCAGAAUGGAGUUUUUUCUGUUAAAUAAAACAUGUCUGACUGAGAAACUCACUGAGCUCCCACGAUUUAACCACAAUACAUUUAAAACUGACACGGAU
This is a messenger RNA of Lates calcarifer (barramundi perch), 5881 nucleotides long. Its product is annotated as claudin-20-like. The record is from RefSeq and is a predicted model, not a curated record. Gene Ontology annotation, molecular function: structural molecule activity. Gene Ontology annotation, cellular component: bicellular tight junction; plasma membrane. Lineage: Eukaryota; Metazoa; Chordata; Actinopteri; Centropomidae. Gene Ontology annotation, biological process: bicellular tight junction assembly; cell adhesion.